Wickerhamiella sorbophila is the source of this 744-nucleotide messenger RNA. Its product is annotated as 54S ribosomal protein L41, mitochondrial. The record is from RefSeq and is a predicted model, not a curated record. The transcript has a single exon. Lineage: Eukaryota; Fungi; Ascomycota; Dipodascomycetes; Dipodascales; Trichomonascaceae. Gene Ontology annotation, molecular function: structural constituent of ribosome. Gene Ontology annotation, cellular component: mitochondrial large ribosomal subunit; ribosome. The coding region runs from base 1 to 744 and encodes 247 amino acids. Gene Ontology annotation, biological process: mitochondrial translation.
AUGCCGCGACUAAGAAACCUUCAACGUGUGCUUCAGCACUCAAAGCCACCCAAGCCUAUUAUUCCUCAUGCCCGCGAGAUCAAGGCGCCCGUGGCUGUUGAGCGGUCGGCUGUCCCCGAUCCCACCGCUUAUUCCAAGCACUCACAAAAGCUUUACGACAUGUUUGUCGAGGACGUCGCAGCCAACAGACCCCAUUUCCCUAUCGGUGGUAAAGAAGUGUACUUUCCUUGGGCGCCCAUCACCCUUCUACGACCCAGCGCCAGAAUGACACCUUACCAGGCCCAGUUCGUCGUUCCUUUGAACUUCAACAAGUUGGACCUCAGAGAUUACCUCUGGCAUGUUUAUGGCCUGCGUGCUCUCAAUAUAACGACUCAGGUUAAGUGGUCCCAGUGGCAUCGUCAGGGCUACUCCCGCUAUCGCACUCCUCAGGUCAAGAAGAUGAUCAUCGAUAUGGACCAACCGUUCAUCUGGCCUGAAGUCGAUACUGCCGCGGAGGAGUCUCAUCAAAAAUCCACAAACUUGACUUUCACCAAACACGAAGAGGAGCUUCGUGACAGACUCGGUUCUGACAGCACAAAACCAGCAAAAGCAUUCGAUGGCUUGCUCGGCCCUUACCCGGCUGCUCCGAAGCCCUAUGUUCCGAAAAAAAUCAAAGCCAACAUGGCCAAUCUGCGCGAUAAAAGCUCCAAGGCCGUGGACAAAAAAUCUGAGGAGGAGCUGAUCCGCCGGUUCACUCAGCUUUGA